This is a messenger RNA of Amorphotheca resinae ATCC 22711, 2468 nucleotides long. RefSeq lists its product as hypothetical. The transcript has 5 exons. The record is from RefSeq and is a predicted model, not a curated record. The coding region runs from base 98 to 2272 and encodes 724 amino acids. Lineage: Eukaryota; Fungi; Ascomycota; Leotiomycetes; Helotiales; Amorphothecaceae. Gene Ontology annotation, molecular function: protein binding.
AAAAAUUAAAGCUAUUUGUUGUUUGCCUCGAGCCAGCUGUCUGUUACCUUUUUUGGAUCGAGCCCUUUCUCGCUAUCAUAUUCAAACUCAUAUUACCAUGAGUCCAGUGUUCUUUUCUUGCAUUAUAUGUGGUGACAUUGUUCAGUCUGGUGAUCGUGACUCGGAGGUUUCCUGGCUUGCAGAGUUUCGCGCUGGUAACCUUCGAGAGCCCAGGGUGUCUGGCGUUGGCCUCAAUCAUGAUCCGAACGGGUCCUUCUACGUAGUCCCUUUUUGCUACGAUGCGCGAUGGGACGACGAAGGGUAUCAGUUUCCUGCCGAAAAUGAAUUGUCUAUGAUGGUCCAGUUCCCAGAUGAGGGUCGGCAUGGCUUCAUUCUUCACGCCGUGUGCUAUUCUCUCCUUCAGAGGUUCUUUCAACCCGAACCGGUACCCGUGGCGCGUCUCCUGGAAAUCUGCAAGUCGUGCCCCUUUCAGUAUCUUGGCCUGAGCUGGGAUCAUGACUAUGGGGGAAUAGUUCGUCUAAAGAAUACGUAUCCAUGGGACCAGGAUCUUGACCCGCUUGAACAGCCUAAACUUCAUCGAUACCGACAGGCAGAUCCUUGGAAUAUACCGGAAUUAAAAGAACAUUUGCAAAGAACGCAGCUGGGCAUGCCAAAGAGGCGGAGAGUCAAUUCAACAAAGCUGAAUCUAAUAGAUGAAUUAGGGUCCAAUUGUGUCACGAGGCGGGGAGUCAAGUCAACAAAGCUAAAUCUGAUAGAUGGAGCAGUGUCCAAUUGUUUCACGAGACUUCCUUUGGAAGUUUUGGGCCACAUAGUGACCUACCUGCCUACAGACGAGGUCAGGACUUUAGAUCGAACCUCCAAGGGGUUGGCAAAGAUUAUUCCAUCCGUCUUGGGGCCGUCAUUUUGGGCCUCCAGAUUCUACCCUCCCUUCGAACUCGACUUUGUCUUUGAGGCGCAGGAAUACAAGGGUGAACUUGAUUGGAGAUCGCUUUACUUCAGAAUGGGGAAGGCUUUGCAUCGCUCACGAGGAUUGCGAAACAGAAAACGUAUCUGGGGACUUAUCCGGUCACCACUCUCAGAAUUGGCCUGCAUGCAUUGGACCGGUAGUCUAGCAUUACGUCCACUUGACGGUCAUGAAGUCAAACUGACAUGGAAGGAGAUGCAUGGAGAUCUUCAGCCGCUUCAACAUAGAGUAGGAACUUCUGGAUUUGUAACAGGCUGCAAACGAUUUCAUACACAACGUACUUCUAUCCCGACUCUCCUUCGUCAAGUUGCUGUCUGUACCAUUUCAAUCGGGAACGCGACUUAUGUUACGGGGCUUCGCUUUAUCCCUAAUGAAGGGUUGGAAGUUCGUUUGGGAUAUACGGUGGGAGGGAAAGGAUCAUCCCUUACGGAGCAAUUCAUGGAUACAACAGGCGUACAAGGAUUUAUCCUGGCGAUAGGAUUAAGAGGUGUCCGCGCUUUACAAUUCAUCAGUUGUACUGGGCAACUGUCGAAAUGGUUUGGCUGUCCAAAGGAUCUACCUAAAACACGCCGUCUCGCAACAUCCCAGUCUAUUACUGUGCUCGAGGCAGGUUUCGACGGAUUCAAAAUGGUUAGCUUGGCAAUUGCAGAGACAUUCGAGGGUGCAGCAAAUAAAGCAGAGUCCUUACGAGAUAGCGCCUUGUGGUAUCCAAAUAUCCCGGAAACCCGUUUGCACCUGAACGAGACUUGUUUUCCAGGCAUAAAUACCUCUAAUUCUUCUGAGUUUCGACCUUUCUGCUAUACAUUAUUUGGGGGCGCCACUAUUCUUGAACCUCUAACGAAAAUCUCGGUUCUCUGCUCCGGUGACUACAUCUGGGCAAUUGACUUUCACUACGAUACUGGCAACAUUCAAAGGUUAGGUCACCAACCUUACAAACUCUCUUCAUGUGAUACCUUGUACUUUCUUAUUGAUGGCGCAGGGGGAGAAAUUAUUGAGACGAUUGAAGUCGAUCUUAAAACUUCCCUCGCUCAUCCCGAAGGUGUCGGAAAAUUGAGAUCCUUCCAAAUCUCUACCAAUAGAGGACGACAGAAACAUUUUCAUGGCGAGCUGCGCUCGUUAGAGCAGCCUUACUCGCUGAGACCAGUGGCAAUUAUUCCUGGAACAACCCUCACAGGUCUCUAUACAGAAUGGCUUCAAACUUCGGGUAUGGCCUGUCUUGGUAUCAUUUCAGAAUUCGUUGAAGAGCUUUCAAAGCCCUCUACGUUGACUACUUGUCAAAUAGGAGAAACGGACUCGAUUGAAGAGUGAAGGUAAGGGUCUAGAGGCUCUAUAUAUACAUGAAGAGGUAGAAAAUCGGUUCCGUCAUAGGUAUAACGGAAUCUCAAAAUAUAGGUCGAUCGCCUCGCAGACUCCCAAAUCAGCCUCAUUGUUGUGUCGUUGACGACCCGAAAUCGGACAACAGCGCUAUUAGGCCCGUUCUAUACUACCCUAGCUAUCCCCCCUA